Messenger RNA from Drosophila arizonae, 951 nucleotides. RefSeq lists its product as uncharacterized. The record is from RefSeq and is a predicted model, not a curated record. Lineage: Eukaryota; Metazoa; Arthropoda; Insecta; Diptera; Drosophilidae.
AUGUACCGCCUGUUGGCAGAGCUGCCUCGGCUGUUGCUCCUGCUCCUGCUCCUGCUGGUCGCUGCUCAUCCUCUGGCAGCUGAGCCCGCUGGCUAUCACUACGAUCGUCCGUCUGCGGGUCACUAUGCGCCGACGGCGCCUUCGGCCAUUGUAACAGGACAUCACUUCUCGCCUCUGCCCACGGUGCAGCCGCUGCCCCCUGUGCCGGCGCUGCCGCCGCUGCCCCGAACGCGCAUCCAGCAGCCAUCGCUGAGCCUGGCCAGCCGCUAUCUGCCACCAACGCCAACUGCGCCUGUGGUGAGCCGCUAUCAAGCGCCCGCCUAUGCUGCGCCGCUGUCCUCGAUCACCUUCCAUGGCAACGCCCAUGCCAAGGUGCAGGCGCCCAGUGCUCCGGCUGCUGCCCAGCCGCUGCGCAUUCCCUUCGGCAAGACGGCGCUCUUUUCGCCGGGCGAGUCCUACGUGGCCAAUGGACGCCAGCUGAAGCAGUAUGCGGUCAUCGAGAUCAUCGACAACGACAUCAGCGACAGCCCAGCUCCGUUCCUCAACUCCGGCUUCUUGGAUCAAUAUCGUGCGAGUGUGGGUGCCAGUGGCACCAGUGCCACGCCCACGUCUACGGGUGUUGGCUUCCAGCUGGACUCGCGUGCCAAUGCUUUGGUCCUAGAACAGCAGGCCCUAAGCUUGCAGCCGCGUGCAAAUCAAGGCGAUGCCAUCGCUCUCGGCUCGGGCGGAUUGGGCUACAUCCGACUGCCCAACGGCAACGUCUACUUGGGCUCCGGCUCACUUGGCUACAUCAGUGGCCAGCAGCGAGUGGCCUCCGUCCUGGAUGCGCGCACUCGAUCCGAGUCCACAUCGGAUGCUCUACACUUCGGACAUGGACCAUAUGGUGGAGCGGAUAACUUCUUGAGAUUCUAAUGCCUAUUUUAUAAGAAGAGUGGAAGAGAGAAGGAGCAA